Juglans regia (Persian walnut) is the source of this 2321-nucleotide messenger RNA. Its product is annotated as auxin efflux carrier component 6. The transcript has 7 exons. NCBI's taxonomy places the organism in Eukaryota, Viridiplantae, Streptophyta, Magnoliopsida, Fagales, Juglandaceae. Gene Ontology annotation, molecular function: auxin efflux transmembrane transporter activity. Bases 82 to 1740 code for a protein of 552 amino acids. The record is from RefSeq and is a predicted model, not a curated record. Gene Ontology annotation, cellular component: plasma membrane; endoplasmic reticulum. Gene Ontology annotation, biological process: auxin polar transport; auxin export across the plasma membrane.
AUAAUGUAAUCGUCGGCCUCCUCCACAGACAAAAAACACUCAGACCGACCCAAAAAAAAAACUGAGAGAUCAGUUGGAGAGAUGAUAACUGGGAAUGAUUUCUACAAGGUCAUGUGUGCAAUGGUUCCCCUAUAUUUCGCAAUGCUGGUAGCAUAUAGCUCAGUGAAAUGGUGGAAGAUAUUCACUCCCGAGCAGUGCUCAGGGAUCAACCGGUUCGUGGCCGUCUUUGCGGUUCCGGUGCUGUCCUUCCACUUCAUAUCUCUGAACAAUCCCUACCAAAUGGACACCAAGUUCAUACUGGCCGACACUCUCUCUAAGGUUGUAGUCCUUGUCUUGCUCUCACUGUGGGUAAUCUUCUUCAAUGGCAGCUUGGAUUGGCUCAUCACUCUCUUCUCUGUGGCUACUUUGCCCAACACACUCGUCAUGGGAAUUCCUUUACUCAAAGCCAUGUAUGGAGAUUUCACUCAGAGCCUCAUGGUGCAGGUGGUUGUGCUUCAAUGCAUCAUAUGGUACACACUCUUGCUCUUCCUCUUCGAAUACCGAGCCGCUACCCUACUGAUUCAAUCCAAGUUUCCGGGCUCCGCCGCCGCCUCGAUAACCAAAUUCGAGCUCGACAACGACGUGAUAUCGCUCGACGGCCGAGACCCUCUCCGUACCGAGUCAGAACUUGACGACAAUGGCCGCACUAUCCGGGUUCGCAUCCGACGGUCUACAUCCUCCGCCCCCGAUCAGUCCACUCUGUCCCCCUCCAUAGCCAUCACCCCCAGAGCUUCCAACCUCUCCAACGCCGAAAUCUUCUCUAUCAACACCCCGGUAUCACUACUACCGCACGAUGCCUCAUUCGGGCACGCGGACCUCGCUAUUGGGUACCGCUCCGGGAGUCCCCGGUUAUCUGGAUACGCGUCGUCUGACGCCUACUCGCUCCAGCCGACGCCACGGGCCUCGAAUUUUAACGAGCUAGAGACGACCACGGCGACCACGGCUGCGAACACUCCUGUAUGGUCGAGGUCCCCAGUUGCCGGUAGGAUUUUCCGGCAGAAUUCUCCGUCGUUCUCCGGCUUGAAGAUGAUGUGGGAUUCACCAGGGAAGUCAUGUACGCAGGGGGAGAGACAAGGGUACAAAGAUGUCAUGGUUGCAGGGAAAGAAAUUAGCUUCAGAGACAUUACCAAAAUUCAAAUGCCGGAGGAAUUAGAAGCUGAUACCAAAGGAGCCGAACCGACCAUUCAAGCUGAAAUGCCACAUGCUUUUGUCAUGAUGAGGCUUAUACUCAUCGUUGUUGGAAGGAAGCUUUCUCGAAACCCAAACACAUACUCAAGUAUAUUAGGGCUUCUGUGGUCUCUAAUCUCAUUCAAAUGGAAUAUAGGGAUGCCCAAUCUGGUGAAAUACUCGAUAAAAAUAAUCUCAGAUGCAGGUCUUGGGAUGGCCAUGUUCAGUUUAGGGCUGUUCAUGGCUCUGCAGCCCCGGAUUAUUGCCUGUGGAACGAAAAGGGCGACCAUGGGGAUGGCUAUCCGCUUCCUUUCGGGCCCCAUUAUAAUGUCAGCCACGUCGGUUGCUGUUGGAUUAAGAGGUGUAGAACUACAUGCUGCCAUUGUACAGGCAGCUCUUCCACAAGGGAUUGUGCCAUUUGUCUUCGCAAGGGAAUAUGGAUUGCACCCGGACAUUUUGAGUACAGGGGUUAUCUUUGGGAUGCUAGUUUCAUUACCUGUAACUCUCCUCUACUACAUAUUUCUAGGUCUAUGAAGGGGAAGGAGGAUUAAGAUCAUGAUCAAGUUGGUCAUGCGUUUUCAAUAAAGCAUGAGGAGGAGCAUCCAAGGUAUUGUGCUCAUAGCAAUUAGUAGCAUGAAGCUGUUCAGCAACGUCUAAUUAGUACUAUGUCUCUCUACAAUUUCGUCAUAUAUGGUCGACCAUUCAUGUCCAUGGUUGGCCGGCCAUGAUGUUGGAUCGAUCUGGCCAAUUACAUAUUCAUGACAUGUCAUUAACGAGAUCAAUGCAAGGUUCUUAGGCUUUCCAUUAUUGUAAAACGCUGUUAAAAAUUGACUUUGCUUAGGGUGCAAUAUUAAUAUCAAAAGCCAUGCAAGAGAUUAGGGUCAAAAUUAGACUGUGACAGGUUGAUCUUAAUUAAAUAGGUCAUCAUGUUCUGGGUUACUAUCCUAGCUAGCACAUAGCUAGAUUAGUGGUAGCCGAAAGGGGAAAAAAAACAAAGAAAGGAACAUCAUGUGUACGAUGAUUUAGGUAGGACUAGCUAGGACUAGGAGAGCCUUAUUUUCUUCUUGAAUGGUGGGUACGUAAAGUUGUGCAACCAAGUAUGCUAGCUUUGAUGA